GUUUUAUUUCUACCAAACAAAUACAAUAAUAAACUGGCUCUCUCUCUCUCUCACUCAUGGAAUCAACGAAGAAGCAAGUAUCCUUGGAGGUGCUUCCAUGGUUAGUUGUUCACAGCGACGGAACGUUAGAGAGACUAGCCGGAACCGAGAUUUGUCCACCUGGUUUAGAUCCAGAAACCGGGGUAUUAUCUAAAGAUAUCAUCAUUGAUUCUAAAACCUGUUUAUCAGCCCGAAUCUACAGACCUGACUCGAUUCAACCCGACCAAAAGCUUCCGCUCGUGCUCUAUUUCCAUGGCGGCGCAUUUCUUAUCGCCUCUGCCUCCCUACCCAAUUACCACACCAGCGUUAACAAACUCGUCGCGCAUGCCAACAUCAUCGCCGUGUCUGUCAAUUACAGAUUAGCACCAGAACAUCCACUUCCUACCGUGUACGAAGACUCAUGGAACGCACUACAAGGGGUCCAAGCCGGAAACGAGCCAUGGAUCAACGACUACGCCGAUUUCAACCGGUUCUUCCUAGCUGGAGAUAGCGCUGGAGCUAAUAUCUCGCACCACCUCGCGUUCCGAGCCAGACAAUCGGACCAGACUGUGAAAAUCAAAGGCAUCGGAAUGAUCCAUCCGUAUUUCUGGGGAACGCAACCGAUUGGCUCAGAGGUCACAGACGAAGCGAGGAAACAAAUGGUAGACGGAUGGUGGAGAUUUGUGUGCCCGUCCGGGAAAGGAUCCGAUGACCCGUGGAUCAACCCGUUUGCGGAUGGGUCACCGGAUCUUGAAGAGUUGGGGUGCGAGAGAGUGAUGAUUACUGUGGCAGAGAAAGAUAUUUUGAGAGAAAGAGGGAAAAUGUAUUAUGAGAGAUUGGUGAAGAGCAAAUGGAGAGGUAAAGCUGAGAUACUGGAGACUAAAGGGAAAGAUCAUGUGUUUCAUAUUUUUGAGCCUGAUUGUGAUGAAGCUGGGGAGAUGGUACGUCGUUUGGCUUCGUUCAUAAACCAAGUCUAAGUUUAAAUCUAUUUUCGCUCAAUUUUUCUUUUUCGUUAUUUGAUGGCGUUUGAUAUGUUUGUAACAAUUUCUACACCUUUGUUAAUAAUGUUGUCCGGUUCCCUUUAAAGAUAAAUUAUCCUUGAGUUAUUCUGUGAGAUGAA
Molecule: messenger RNA, 1138 nt
Organism: Eruca vesicaria subsp. sativa (arugula)
Lineage: Eukaryota; Viridiplantae; Streptophyta; Magnoliopsida; Brassicales; Brassicaceae
Source: the annotation of a GenBank genome assembly